AUGCCCAGUAUCGGAUUCAUGGCGCUGGAAGCGCGAGACGACGACGUGCCUUUUGGCUUUGUGAGGGAGGACAACGAGAUUAUUCCGUGGCGAUAUAGCAAACAAGCAUUCAUCGUGAAAUGGUCCAUCAUGGCAGGCAUCAUCGUGUUGAUCUUGUCAUUCCUCUUGGGAAGCUGGCUUCAUCUGCGAUCAAGAGUCAAAAAGGGUCUGCCGCCGCUGAGAUAUCACAGAUUCUUGGUCAGAACUCCCAGACAGCCAGCUACAGGUCAACAGGCAAACGGAUGGGUACCGCAGACAAACAAUCCAAUGGGUGGCUACUACAUGGGCACCACGGCUCCCCCACCGGUAUACGACCCAGCCAAAUUUCCCAUGUACUCAGGCCAUACCGAUGUAGAAAAGGUCGACUACGCGCGAGAACCUACCAGACGACCGGCCGAAGCCAACCCUGCGCCAGACUAUUAUGACAUACCCUUGGGACCGCCUCCCGUUGCUGCGACGAGAUAA
Trichoderma atroviride IMI 206040 is the source of this 504-nucleotide messenger RNA. RefSeq lists its product as uncharacterized. The record is from RefSeq and is a predicted model, not a curated record. Lineage: Eukaryota; Fungi; Ascomycota; Sordariomycetes; Hypocreales; Hypocreaceae.